ACCAGGAUGGAUCAGCUCAAGGUCACAAUCAUGGAGGCUGAUCAAUACAGCCUGGUUCAAGAAGAGGAUUGGGCAGUGAAAUAACUGGCUGAUUGUGAAACAUGAGUUGUACCCCCUAACAAUGUGAGGCGAGAGUGUCUUGGUGACAUGGCUGAGACACAUUCAGGCAAGGCUGGUUGGUGACAGUCGCCAUGAAGUGGAGCGAGAUACACAUGAGGAGUCUCAUGUGGCAGGCAUUGGCCCUGCUCCUGUUCUGUUCAUACUCCACACAACUGUGUCCAGACCAAUGUCAGUGCCAUGGCAACGAAAACACAGGACAUGUCAAGGUCAGUUGUGCUGACCUUAACCUUACAACCGUCCCCAAGGGUCUUCCGCAGAACACCACUAUUUUGGAUCUCCGUGGCAACCUCAUUUCUAAUCUGAGCCAAGAAAACUUUGAGAAUCUCUCAGAAGGACUUCUAGAAAUUGACCUCGGGCAUAACAGAAUUACAGAAGUUGGUGUGAAUUUUUUCCAGAAUUUGAAACAGCUGACGAAAUUGUCAUUAGAUUCUAAUCAAAUCAGUGUGAUACAACCCGGAGCUUUUGAGGAUCUUCAGAGUCUACAGAGUCUAAACCUAGCCAAAAAUCAACUGGAGAUACUGCAGGCAGAACUUUUCUACAGACUUCCUCAGCUACGCAAGCUAAAUCUGAGUGAAAAUUCAGUAAAUAUCAUAGAGAAUAGCACAUUCCAUGAACUCGACUCCUUGGCAACUUUGGAUUUAAGUUUUAACAAUGAUCUGUCUCUAACCAAUACAAGCCUCUUAGGCUGCAGUCAAGUUCACACAUUGUAUUUACAGGGAUGUGGGCUAGACACGAUACCAAAUGAGGUAUUAGAAGGCAUGACAUCUCUGAUUUAUCUUGAUCUCUCCAGCAAUAGUAUUCCAUAUGUGAACCAAUCAACAUUCCCAGAACUACAGACAUUGCAACACCUAAUCUUAACCAAUUGCAGCAUUGGUCUUCUUGAACCAAAUUCAUUCUCCAGUUUUCCUAAUCUGGUAAACCUGACGCUUGACCACAAUCCAUUGACUGAAAUACCUGCUGGCACAUUUGCAGGAUUGAGCAAGUUGGAGACGCUUUCAAUCAGCUACCUUCCACAACUUCACUAUAUAUACAGCAACGCCUUUGACGACUUAAAAAGUCUACGAGCACUGUGGAUCAACAACAAUUCCCGAUUGGCAUACAUCCACUACAACUUAUUCCGCAGAUUACAACAUCUUACUUAUCUUGACUUGAGUUUCAAUAACAUCACUCGUGUUCAUGAAAAUGUGUACAGUAAGUUCCAGAACGUUACAGUGAAUAUAAAUGGGAACUACCUCUUCUGUGACUGUGAACUGGACUGGAUACUACAUACAAUAUAUUCUAACUCCACGGAUCUACCAGUAACUUUCCAAAAUAAGGAGAGACUCAACUGUAGCUUUGAGGACGACUUGUCCUAUGAGUAUCCACUGCAGAGUUUAUCCCCUAAUGAUUUACAGUGCCAUAACUUAUCCACAAAUUCCCCUGUUAAGAGCUCUGUCAUGUUCUUACCCAUUGGAAAGCCUGCCAACCUGUUCUGUGAUGUGGAAGGCGAUAACAGUCCAGUGGUCACAUGGUUUCUUCCUCAUAACAGGCAGAUAUCCUUCCACAAUUCACAUCCACUAAUCCACGUGGAGCAUACAGCUAAGACUGAGGUGGAUGAAAAUGUGUUACACCCCAUGUGGCAUAGCUCAGGAAGUUAUCGAUCAGAUAUCGCAGACCAUCCAGAACGAAUCAUCAUCCUUCAGGAUGGCUCUCUGUACAUUGACUACAUAUUACGAAGUGAUGCAGGUCCAUACUCAUGUGUUGUUCAAAACUCUCGGAGCAAAUUUUCCAUGCAUUUUAUUCUCAGGUUAAACUACGAGAUUAUAAACGAGGUAAAGAUAAUGAGCCUUUUUGUGGGGCUGGCAUGUGCUGCUUCUUUCUUCAUGUUGAAUUUGAUAUAUGCAUUCACGUCCGCUUUGGCACGGCGUUGCGUCAAUCAGCGUCGCCGUGAUGCCAUUUUGAAACUUCUUGAGAACCUUGAUCAAUACAAGUCAUCACAGCUGAGUCGACUUCGUGAGAAUUACAAUAGUCAGUUGCAAAAGAUUCGAGAAACAUACCAUCAGCGUCUGGAACGAAUCAGUACAAACUAUACCAGCCAGGUGUCGAGGCUCCGACAAGGAGCCUCUCACCUACGCGAGGGAGCAUCCAACAAAGUCGGCACUAUUAGAGGUAAUUAUAAGUCGAUACGCGACAAUUACAACAACCAGCUGGGAAAGCUACGUGAUUACAGCUCCCACCAGCUGGAGCAGCUGCGUGAUAUGUACAGCAACCAGGUUCUAAAGGUACGAGAUUAUGGCUCACUACAGCUAGGACGCUUCCACCACAAGUACAAGUUACAGCAACGACAUGUCAUCAAACUUCUAGAGAUGAUGAACAUGGACAACUGCCGUACUGUGUUUGAGACUGAAUGUGUUCAUGCUGAGUCUAUGAUACUGCCGGAGCCAAAUCUAGACCCGGCAAUACUGUCUCCCUCGGACAGCAUCAGUGUCAGUGAUGAGGAAUAUGUUACAGCUACAUCUGAAUCCUCGUCCAUUUCUAGCCAGAAUCAUUUAGCUUGUGAACACUUACUACCAAAGAAUCCAAGGCCAGGGGAGAUAACUCCAUCCACUUCAGGAUAUUCUCCUGAAUCGGAGGAUGCGAGUCUGACAAGUACAGGAUACAAUCCUGACAAACAUUUAACAGACUAUGAUGUUUUUAGUGAGAGCGACAGUCGGGGGGACGAGGGUCGAGGAAAAUGAUCGCGAUUCGUCUUACGUCAAUAUACAGAUGAUAGACGAGAGUGAGAAUUUUAACCUGGAGUAUGAUGGUGAUUAUGACGAGGAUGAAGUUACUGUGUGAGAGAUCCUAUACAGAGAUGUAUGAGUGACAAUGCGUAAAUGAAGAUAAUAAAAAACUUCUUUAAUUUUAGUAAGUUCUGUGUAAAUAGCUUUAAGAUUCAAACAUAAUCAACUGCAAAUAUAUAUUUUGAUUCAAGAAUACUAGUCAUACAAAUGAUUGACAACAUGUUAUUUCUUACACAAAUGAAUAUCAUUAAACUGCAAGGCGAACAAUUGAAAUCAUUAAGAAAUAAUCAAAUUUUCUUAAUUUCUUUGGAAUUUCUUCUAACCCGAGUUAAAUGGAACUGAAUUUUAUGAUGGAUUAAGAAGAUUUGUAAGUGGAACUGAAUUUUAUGAUGGAUUAAGAAGAUUUGUAAGUGGAUGCAUAUGAUUUCUUUGGGUGGAGAAUUUAAGUAUAGCCUUAACAGUACAAACACCAAAAGUACAGUGUAUGAAUCAAGACUAGGAUAAAGGCUGGUUGUAUCUAGCUAGUAAUCAGAAUUUUUUAUGUUUUAACAGCUCAAGUCAGUUUGCACUAGGGAGACUGUGUUCAUUCUGGGGUCAUAGAGUAUAGAGAUAGGGGUCAUGAAAUUGGUAUAGGACAGAUUUCUUUCUGUUUGUGGAGAAACGAAGUCAGAUAACCACCUGAUUUCAAACACAGUAAUGUCCAUUCUAUCCCUUCAAUUCAACUGAAAUUUCUAAUCAGAAAAUAAAUUCUGUUCAGAACCUCUAAAUGGCUUGUGAAUCCAAAAUAAACUUGAAUUAAUUACUUAGGACUGUUGGGCUUGAUGAGUAGAAAAUCAAAUUCAAUUCAGUUUUAUUCUUCAUCUGUCACAAAAACACAAAGAUUUUACAGUAAGGGUCCAAUCCCAUUCCUCAAAUAAUUUUUUUUUUUUUUAAAAACCUAGUUAAUGAGUACAGAUACAUCUCAUUCUCACAAAGAUAAUAAAAUGAUCAUAUAUAUAUAUAUAACCAUCUAUAAACAGAAUACUAAUUGGAAAUAAACAUCGAACAGUGUGAGCAAUACAAGUGUGUUCUGUGGACGUGCCAACCUUGUUACAGUUGUCUGUUAUAGUCAUGUUGACCAUUUUGUGUGUUAGUGCAAUACAAGAAGAACCAUCUAGUCACAUUUUGUAAAAGGGUUGCGAUAUAGUAAGCCUUAUUUUGCCUCAUUUUGAUUCAAAAACUGCUAUUUAUAAGCAAUUUGGAUUACUAUAGCAACCAGACUGAUCGCCUACUUUUUCCUUCUUCACUAGUCCAAACAUGUUAUUUUAUACACAUUUUAAUAUUGCUAUGAAGAGUAAUGAAUUACAACGUCACAUUGUAUUGCACUUGUGUGUCUAGUCUUCAAAUCUAAUCACAUUCUAGAUCAUGUUAAUUCAAGCAUUUAAAAAAUGCCAAAAUCAAUGCAUACUUUGCUUAAAUCAACUAAGAUUAAAUUUCUUAAGAUUGCACAGAAAAAAUACAAAAGAUUCAACUGUUAACAAUCACUCGCUGUAAAUACCAGUUUGGACUUAAUAAUCUUUUUGUGAUCAACUGAAGCAAGCUGUAUUGAAGACUUUGACUUUCUUUAAUACAGUUUCUUCUGAUUAUUCUUUUUAAAUCUUUUAAUCACUUUAAAUUCAAGCACUUUAUCAAUUUCAAUUCUUGUGUUUUAAGUGUUCAAUCUUAUUAGAAUAAACUUUUCUUUUAUGUUAUUGUAUGAAUAAAUGACUGUGACUCAUACAAGGUCAUGUUAAUUACACAAGGUUAUAUGUGUAUUACACAAGGUCAAAUGUUAAUUAUACCAGGUCAUAUGUUUAUUUCACAAGGUCAUAUUGGUAUGUUAAUUACAAAAGGGCAUAUGUUAAUCAUACAAGGUCAUAGGUUAAUUUCACAACGUCAUAUCAGUAUGUUAAUUACACAAGGUCAUAUGUUAAUUAAACUAGGACAUAGGAUAAUUAUACGAGGUCAAAAGGUUAACUACGAAAAGUUUGUAUAUUGAUGUUCUUUAUAUUAAUUACUUAAAUGAAGUAUGUAUUAGAAUACAAAAGAUCCAGAAGUGUUGGAAAGGAUUGAUGUUCCUUAUAUGCAGAAGGUAUUUAUUCAUUUCUUGAAUAAAAUCGAUCUUAUAUGGGUCACUGCCAGGUAAAUGUGAUAACAUAGGUGAACAUACUUCAGUAGAAUUUUAUAAAAAUAAUUUUCAAUUUGUUGGUGGGUUAUAUUAUGUUGCACAUGUUAUAUUCUUCAUCUAGUCGAUGGUACAUGUUGUUCUUACAAUCUUAUUUUUACCUGAUGCAAAGAUGUCCAAUAGCAGAUGCAGAUUAAUAGAGAGCAGGUUAAAUUCCACCAGCCUGAUCUAUAUUUUCCUAGUAGAUAUUUUCACUUGCCCUGAUGAGGCGACGGGCCGGUGGAACAUUUACAUCACCUGCCUGAUGUACACAGAUUGGGUGUUUUCUUAUGCGACACUGUACUUCGUACAAUUUCUUUGUGCCAAUGUCUUGUCUAUUUCAAUGUCAUGUCAAGUGCUUAAGUUAUUAAACUAUUGAUGUAAUUCA
Molecule: messenger RNA, 5452 nt
Organism: Pecten maximus
Lineage: Eukaryota; Metazoa; Mollusca; Bivalvia; Pectinida; Pectinidae
Product: leucine-rich repeat and immunoglobulin-like domain-containing nogo receptor-interacting protein 1
Exons: 2
Coding region: 192-2837 (881 amino acids)
Cellular component (GO): plasma membrane
Molecular function (GO): protein binding
Source: RefSeq, a predicted model, not a curated record